CCAGGGGGUUCUCGCCAAGUACUCUUUAAUUAUGAGCUAAGGCAGGCUCCGCAAGACCCAUUCUCCACCCGCCUAGCUAUGUUAUAGUUAAUAUACCCCCUCAUCAAUGAUAAUUACUGACAUAAUUCUAAAUCUAAUUAGCUUAAUUGUUGAACGCUUAAUUAAUGAUAACGACCACAGCGAGGACGACGACUGCAUCACGAUCACUUUCUUGAUAUAUAUUUGUGAUGUAUUAAUUUCUUUUUUAUUCCUCGUGACUUUUCAUCUCAUCCUCCAUUUAUUUAUAAUUGAUAACAAAAAUAAUAUCGUUAACCUCCACGCGGCCAGCUUUGUGCGUAUCGAGAUACGCGCGAAAAGGUAAAUGAUUCUGAUGGAAAUAGUUCUCCAAUGUUGAUCCUCUUGAAAGACAUGAUCUAGAUCUUCGUUCCCGAGGUGAGGAAAGGAAUAUGUCUUCGUUCAAUCGUCGCUCCGCCUCUGCUGUUGCUGGCCCUCCCAGACCAAACGCUGCCUUUGCGACGGGCGAACAAUACAAGGACAUUAAUAUCGCCAAAAAGUCACUAACUGCUGGUGCAUUUGCUGAAAAUGCGAGAACUAGAUCCGUUGCUGGGAAGGGAGAAAUUGUAGAGCCGGAGCCAGAGGACGAUAAUGAGGAUGACGAGCAUCAUCCCAUAUACGCCGAACUGACUGCGGCGAUAAGAAGACUGAAGGAAGCGCCUACGCCAAGUACAGCUUCACCAGCGUCUUCAACUUGCGGGAGUCCACCAGCUGGGUUUAGAAGGACGAGUAUUGCAGAGCAGGACCAGGACGACGUCGAUGUGGCGAGCACUAAUGAUCCCAAAGACGAACAAGCAGACGAUGAGGAAGAGGAUGUAGCAACAGGAUAUCUCAACCUAGAAGAGGAUGAUCGAGGCAUAGUAGAGGAUGUAGCAAGAGGAUAUCUCAACCUAGAAGAGGAUGACGUUGAGCUUGAGAACAACGAGGUUAGUCCUCUACCUGAACAGACGUUGGAGAGUUUUUUACGAGCUGCCAAUCUGUCUCCACCAGGUAGUUGCCCUUCUUCACCACCUCUUAGGCACACAGCUUCCAAAAAAACGGUUAGGAGAAAAACGAAUCCUCUUCAGGAACAGGAAAGGGGAUGCGAGCAAAUCAUAGAGGAUGAUGAUGGUGACCCAUGGUUUGACGACCGGUUUGACCUUGUAGUUUCUGAUAAAACACCCCCUUCUCGGACGUCAAAAGGAGGUGCAAGAGGCAGAAGAAGGGUUAGAGGAAAGAGAAAAGAGGGUGAGGCUGCUCUCGAUUUUGAAGAUGUUGGCCAAGAUGGACAGCCCUUUGCGUCAUCAAACUUCACAGCCUCCACAUCUACAACACGAACAAGUGCUGCGAUUGAGCUUCAAAAUGUUGCUAACUUUGUGUCUGGAACAGCCAGCCCACCCCGUCGACCUCCUCCUCGUCCUCCUCUCACAUCAAGGACAACCAAAGUUAUUCGAGAAAACAAGAACAACCCUAGUUCUUCAUCCCGACGUACCUCUCAAACGAGUCCUACGCUUGGCGACAACGCCAACUCGUCAAAGUCCAUCGAACUUGCAGCUUCUUCGAAAUCAAACGCUUGCAAGAAAGGCAAAAGCUCAGGUGUCGGCACUUCUUCUUCUCGUAAGAACGGUGGCAAAGCGCGAACAGAAGGCUAUCUAGCCAACUACGGUGGUCGAGCGCGUAUCUUCGCUUUCGUCAACCCUAGCAGUGGUGGAAACCUAGGUUCCAGGAUCAUAGAACGACUCACGCCAGAACUAGGGGAAGCGAAUAUCUGCAAUCUGAAGGAGAUGAACCCAUCUGAUUUCGUCAGGGAUAACGUGGUGCCAGUGGAGACGACAGCAAGACUUCUAGUUUGUGGAGGCGACGGCACGGCUAGUUGGAUAUUGGGUGUCGUAGCAGGGUUGUGCAGCAAUAACGAAUUGAAAACUUAUGGAGUGAAUGAUAAUGCUUGACCUGGAUGAUAAUGCUUGAUUUUGCACACUAGCUACAAGUAAAUAUGAGUUUUUGAUCGCGUGGUUGGUGAGUUCAGAUAAACAUUGAAAUCUGUAUCUUCUGCUUCAUUCUUUUAUGAAUUUUGACGUCUCUUCGUGAAGUAGAUUCUUAGGUUUGUCAACUACUCAUCUUCACAAUUCGAAUGGCAUUCUUUCCAUCUUCACCUUCUCUCUUCUAAGUCUCGCAGCCCCCAGUCGCCAUCGUCCCUCUUGGCACCGGCAACGACUUGGCCCGUAGUCUCGGCUGGGGCCCUUCAGUUUGGAGUGCGCAUAAGGUGAUCGACUACUUGCGUCUCUGCGAGGACGCGGAGAUGACGAUUCUAGACCAGUGGCAUGUCACCAUUCUACCCAAACAACCCCUGCCUCCAGACCACAAACUGCGACAGAUGGGCUCUCAUCCUCAGAGAAUAGUCGAGGACGGAAAAGAGCAGGAGAUAUUGGAAAGGCUGAAAAAUUUUCACUAUGUGACAGAUGAGGACGACAUACCCGUGUUUGCACAGGGCUCAAGCUUUUUCGCGCAUGAUAAACUAUACGCAAAACAAAGAAGCCAAAAAGUCAAAGGGAAUAUGGAAAAGUACUAGACAAGACUCUUCUUUUUGGUUGUUAUAUUUUGAAACUAAAGAGAACCUAGAAAGUAGUCUGUCUUCUACCAUCCAACCAACUUCUACUAAUGCUAUCAUCAAACAAUAUAACAAAAUCAAACUGAACUCUUGCAUCUACUGCUCGUCUUGUUUAUGUCAAUCACUAGCACUACAUUCCUCCACGACUAUAUCAAAAACCUCCAAGGUUGCUGAAAUACCACGUUGCGAAUGGUGGCGAGAUUUACCAGGGCACGUUUCAGAACUACUUCUCUAUCGGAAUCGACGCUGCUACCGCCACCAUGGUCGAAAACGUCCGAAAUACGAAGUGCGGCAAGUGCGUCUUCGAUUGCGGCGCAGGCAAGCUGUGGUACGGCGCUUCAGGCUGCAAACUCAUGUGCACAGCACUCUGUAAUCGGCAGUCUUUAGCAGACCAGUCCGAUUUCUACUUCCAAGACCGGCUGAGGGCAGACACAGCCAUGGAGGAUGGAAACUUGCGAAAGCGCUACGUCGAAUCCCACAGUAAACCAGGGAGAAUUCGAGCCGUCGUGUUUCUGAAUAUCAACUCCUACGGCGCGGGCGCUCAACCCUACGCCGGUGACGUCGGAAAGCAAAGACCCCAUGACGGGUUAAUGGAGGUCCUAGGCAGUAGGAACAUCUGUACUAUGGGUUGCGCCACCGUUCUCGGCAGUUACAUGAGCACUCUCGCCAGAGGCAAAAGCUUCUUGCUCGAUUUGCACACCAACGAAUACAUGCAAUCCGACGGGGAAGGCUGGAUGAUGCCGGUCCCUUCACUUCUGCUCAUCACGAAGGCCAGAACCGCGACGAUGCUUCGAGCGCCAGUCAGUGGCCCCUUUUGGUCGAAGAGACAAAGGCCAACCUUUUGGCCUCUAGUGGUGCCUCCAGCAGCCUCGGUCCCGGACAUAGUGGACUUGGUCGAUAAGGAGAACGUGUUUGACGAAAGUGGGGCCUACAUCGGACAACAGGGUGGACCCACAGCCAAAAUGGGUGCAGAUUCCGCGAAUAACUCGGGAGACGAUGCGGAGAAUAGAGGUACUUACUACUGCUCGCGGCCGCUAGUGAAUGCUUCUGAUAUGAUUUGCAAAAACAACUUAGGUGAAAAUGAAAUAUAUUUUUAUAACAAAUGCUGUGGUGCGGGUAGUUGCAAAUUAUUUUCCCGGAGUUCUACUGAUGAUCAACAUGUACUUGGAUACCUUGCUGUGUGUUGCUACUGGUGCUUUAUUGUCUAAUCAUGAUCAACAUCAUACCUUUACUUUUUUACCUAGUACAAUAUACAAGAACUCCAAGAAAUGACCGAACGAACCUUACUUUCCCUAAGUAGUACAAACAAGAACUCCAAAUGACCGAACGAACCUCCUCCAUCCAUCAAACCACUACAGGCCCUCCUUCCUUGAGACCAGUGGAAGACAUCGUUUUUGACGAUUCUGCUAGGGACGUCAUCAGAAUCCAAGAAAGCGCAGAUGAUAACUAUGCCAGUCCCGAAGUUCUUGCCGUUGCCGCCGAAGCUGCUGCGUCGUCACCUGGUCAGGAAGAUGACGAUGAACCUAGUGCCACCGAUGCCGACGACUAGAAGUUGCAGGACUCCUGAAGACCCCUCCUUGUACUUCCCCCAAUAGUACGUAUACAACUUUAUCUUUGAUCACGAUCAUGUUUUUACAUUUUGCUUCUUGAUAUUCUGGCAGCUGCGUAGAUGUUGUAGUUAUUCUUGAUAUUUUGUUAUUACCGAAUGAAACGGGUCGUGCUCGUGUCUCUUGUUAUUUCCUCUUAUUCAUUGCCAAUUAAAUACAUUCCGAACUACCGUUGUUCGAACAACUACAAGAUAAUACUGAUCUUAACAUUUUUUAUUGCCAAUUAACACAUUCACAUGAUUAUUUUUACAUAUACGAUUUUCGACACCAAAAUUAAAGCCUUCUAGUAUGGUACCUCAUUUGUUUAUGUAAAUGUACCAGACUAGACGAUAAUUAUGGUCAACAUUGCUGAUUCUCUUCCAUGUGCCUUACCAUGAUCGUGAGAUGAAAGGGAAAACAUCGAAUAUGGUGGUCAACAUUCUCCUUGAAUUUGAAUUCUCCUCGUUGGACAUGAAGAUUAGAUCUUCAUGCUCACCGUCACAAUCCAAAAAGAAUAGCAC
Molecule: messenger RNA, 4748 nt
Organism: Amoebophrya sp. A25
Lineage: Eukaryota; Dinophyceae; Syndiniales; Amoebophryaceae
Source: the annotation of a GenBank genome assembly